Molecule: messenger RNA, 1707 nt
Organism: Acanthosepion pharaonis
Lineage: Eukaryota; Metazoa; Mollusca; Cephalopoda; Sepiida; Sepiidae
Source: the annotation of a GenBank genome assembly
AUGAAUGCUGUCUUAAUUGUUCCUUGUUCACGUUCGAUCAUUUCGUUAGUUUGCGAUGAGAAUGUUGAUAAAAAAAAAGCGAUAGACAUCUAUUAUUAUAUUUGCAGAAGAAAGAAGAAUAUUUUUAAUUACAGUUCAACUUCCUACCCGACAUGUCCGACCAGUUGUCACUAUUGUCAGUACACACAAGUCCCACCACCUUGCUGUGCCUACAAUCAAGUCACAUCCGAUGAAGAUAUCACAGCUGAUGCUUUAGCGCAGUUAUUGGGAAUUGAAUCUUCUUACCCCAAGAGCGGUGGAUGUGCACCAUGUCCUGAUGCGUCAACUCAGGAAACAUCCAACUAUCAACAGGAGAGUUUUCAUCCGAGAAGUAUUUUGCAGUUGAUUCAAAACUCACAGCGGUUUCGACGCAGCUCUAACACAAAAGUGGACCCAGAACCACAGUGCACUAAGCAUGAUCAAGAGAAGAAGCGCAUUUUAAAACAUUCAAAACAAGAAGAUAUUGAGAAGAAACUAAUUCUUACGAUACAGGAAGUGGAGGAACUAAAAACAGAAUUUGAAACGUGUCAGCAAAGAUUAGAAUCAAAAUAUGAAGCUAUUCGGAUUCUGAAAAAACAGAUCGAAGUUUCCCGCAUAGAAAACAGCUCCAACGAAAGAAAAGUAAAAUCGGAGAACGAACAACUUAUUAAAGCCGUGAAUAGCCUUCAGUUUGCACUUGAACAACAAGAAUCAACACUAAUGGACAGCCAGGAGACUUGGGCCCGCAGAUUCGACCGCGUGUGUACAGAAAAUGUCAGAUUAUUGUCUGCAUAUGAAGAACGUUCAGAAGAACUGCGAAGAGCUGUAUCCCAAAAAAUGGCUGUGACAAGAGAACGUGAUGAACUGUUGGCUUUGUUGGACGUACAAGAGAAAAUGAAGUAUGUUAAAACACACAACAACGCCGAAGAUGAGAAUGACAAAUACAGUUCAUUUUCAUCGACUGAGCUCGCCAUCUUAGGAGCUUGCAUGUGCCGUGGCCAUAGAACUGAACCUUGCGGUUGUGCCUAUUCGGCCGCUAAUCUACACAGAGAGCUCCUCAAAAUAAAAGAAGACAUGGAUCUAAAUCGCCAGCUAAGGCAAGAAGCUUAUCUCACGAUGGACGCUUACAGAUACGCUUUUGAAGAACAGCUGCUAAGUAGCAAGCAGCUGAUGAAGUGUAUCAAUGAUUUGAAUACCAGAAGAGACAAAAAAGGCUCAAGUAGUUUCAAACUGAACAAAGACUCUGAAUCAGUGCUUCAUGCUGUCCUUGGUCUUUCCACAGACCAAGAUGGAAAAUCAACGCCUCACGAAUCCCAGACAUCGCAAAAUCUGACCACGGCCAAAUUGAAACAGUUGGACCUCGAAUCUCUCGAUUCUCCUCACUUUGUCACACUAUUAUUGGAAAUGCUUCAAGAAAAAUCGGAACUUUUAGCAUUCCAAAAGCUUGCAGCAAGAAUUUUGGCCAAUAAAGUUAAGGAAUUGCAGUUCUUACAAUGUGAGCACUUGACGCAACCAACUUACAACGUGAAGUGCAUGAAAGAAAAUAGUAAACUUUUCACAGACCAAUCAAUGGCAAAAUCCACAACAACCGCCGCUACGCACACAUCUACAACUACAUCCACGACAUCUAUAAACUCACCAAUGUCUAUGAACACGCCUAUAACGACAUCAUCAUGGCAGACGUAUUAA